Messenger RNA from Solanum tuberosum (potato), 930 nucleotides. RefSeq names its product transcription factor bHLH18-like. The record is from RefSeq and is a predicted model, not a curated record. NCBI's taxonomy places the organism in Eukaryota, Viridiplantae, Streptophyta, Magnoliopsida, Solanales, Solanaceae. The transcript has 3 exons. Gene Ontology annotation, molecular function: protein dimerization activity. The coding region runs from base 1 to 930 and encodes 309 amino acids.
AUGGAAAAUACAAGGUUCAAUAAUAACAAUAACACCACAAAUGAUAAUGAAGAAGCACCAUUUGAAUUUAAGAAUCUACUUUCUGAAAUGUUCACAUCUUUACCUAAUCAAAAUCCAAGUACUUCCAAUUCAUUAGAAAAUAUUCCUAAAAUUGCAUUUUCUUGUUCUUCUCCUUCAUCUAAUUCAUCGUCUUCAUCGCAGAAUAUUAUUUCAUUUGGGAAUAUUAAUGUUCCUGUAGCUGAUUCUUUUUUCUUAGAGGAUAAUGAAUUAAAUUAUGAUAUGAUAACGGAAAAAGUGAUGAUGAGCAACAGUAUAUCUAAUUCAUCAAUGGCGGCUAAGAGGAUAUGUAGAAGUCCUUUGCAAUCUCAAGAUCAUCUUUUGGCUGAAAGGAAACGUCGUGAAAGGUUCUCCCAACUUUUUGCUCUCUUGGCUAAAGCUAUACCGCAACUCAAGAAGUUGGACAAAGCUUCAAUUCUUGAAGAUGCUAUAAAGUACAUAGGAGAACUUCAAGGACGUGUUAGUUCUUUAGAGGAAGCUGCUCGGACGAUAAAAAGUAGUACGAACUUAAUUGAAACAACUCAUGCCACACUAGUACACAAACAAUAUUCUCAUGAUGAUCAUGUUGAUGAUCUUGAAUCCAAAAGACAUGAGGAUAUUAAUGAUAUAAAGGUUCAAAUUCUGGACAAAAAUGUACUCAUAGGAAUCCAUUGCUAUAAGCAAAUGAGGAGUAUUUUCUCAAUUAUUGCUGGAAUAAUGGAAAACUUACAUCUUACUAUUCACCACAUUAGAGUUUCCCCAUCCAAUCACACAUCUCUUCAUUAUAUCUCCAUUCUUGCUGAGAUUGAUGAGAAUGUUGAUAUUAAAGUGCAGGAUGUUGAAAAGGCGUUUGAAUUACAUCUUCUUACCAUACAAGACUCGACACAAGACUAA